CCAAAAGAUUUAAUGAUUUGACGUGUACAACUAGAGACCAUCUCUGGUACAACUCUAUAUACUGAAUUAGUAUAGUUAUAACUAUACUGUCUUGCUACAAGAUCGUGGUCAAGAUGAGUCUGGAUAGGAAUGCAGAAAAUCUUGUAAUCAAAAUUAACAAAUGGGAUGGAUCUGCAGUAAAGAAUGCAUUAGAUGAUUCAGUUAAGGAUGUACUUAUAAAAAAAUACAAUUACAUAGAGAAUUUUGCUUUAUUUGAUGGAAGAUUAGCUCUAUGUGGAAUUGCUAUAAUAGUUGCAGGUGUUGGCCUCCUCUAUGAUUAUUUAUAUCCUUUCCCUGCAUCGAAGUCUGUGUUAAUUGUUUGUGUUUCGUUAUAUUUCCUUUUAAUGGCACUUUUGACUUUGUACACGGCAUACAAAGAAAAGGGUAUAUUUGUUGUAGCCAUUGAAAGAGAUCCAGCAGGUUUUAAUCCAGAUCUGGUUUGGGAAGCAAGCUCAUAUUUAAAGAGACAUGAUGACAAAUAUAAUCUUGUACUAUCCGUCAGAAAUACAGCCACAGGAAACGUGAAUGAAACUAGUGUUACAAAAUCUAUUGCAAAUUUUAUUGAUACCAAUGGUACUGUUAUACCAGAAUUAAUAGAAAACGUGGUAAUAAGUAUGCAUGAUAGCUUAACUAAUCAACGUAAAGAAAAGUAACAGGAGGAGAGGGACGCGAUAUCGAUAGCGAAAGAGAUCUUCUCGCGAGAUUUUUAGGCGAAUUCGCGAACAAAGAGAGAGAAGAGAAAGCACCAGAGAGAAAGAGACA
This is a messenger RNA of Bombus pascuorum, 801 nucleotides long. It is a transcript of the gene Spase25, whose product is annotated as signal peptidase complex subunit 2. The record is from RefSeq and is a predicted model, not a curated record. Bases 114 to 692 code for a protein of 192 amino acids. Gene Ontology annotation, cellular component: signal peptidase complex; membrane. Gene Ontology annotation, biological process: protein targeting to ER. The transcript is spliced from 4 exons. NCBI's taxonomy places the organism in Eukaryota, Metazoa, Arthropoda, Insecta, Hymenoptera, Apidae.